This is a messenger RNA of Sesamum indicum (sesame), 2914 nucleotides long. RefSeq names its product multiple C2 domain and transmembrane region protein 5-like. The record is from RefSeq and is a predicted model, not a curated record. Lineage: Eukaryota; Viridiplantae; Streptophyta; Magnoliopsida; Lamiales; Pedaliaceae.
GAGAAGCAACAGAGGUCAUUGCAUGUGGGGUUUGUUUCCUAUGACAAACGAAAUCUGUAUGGUGUAAGGAAAACAAACAUUAGGUUUUAUCCUGUCAGGAUUUCUGCAUAUUGUAAAGAUUCAUCCAAUCACACCCUGUCAGGAUUUCUAACAUAAUGUUUUCAGAGACCAACUCUUUACAAUAAAAGUCUUGAUAUCUUUCCUAGUGAUGCAAGUUUUCACAGUUUUCCAAGAUAGUUGUAGCAACUCUGAACUACUAAGCACUAACCCCCCACCCCCCCUCAGUUGUUUUGCUCCAAGAACCCGAAUUCUGGUUUGAACUGGUAUUCUUGCAUCUGUUUGGCAUUUGCAAGAGUCCUGUAGAGAUAAGAAAAUGCAGAAGUUUCCAGUACCCGAAGAGUUUGCUCUGAAGCAGACAGCUCCUAAGAUUGCUGGUUCAGGGGUGAUAAUUGGUGGUGAUAAGGUGGUUUGUGCCUAUGACCUCGUUGAGCAGAUGGAGUAUUUCUAUGUCCGGGUUGUGCGAGCGAAGGAACUGCCAGGUAAGGAUGUUACGGGUACCUGUGAUCCUUAUGUCGAAGUCAAGCUUGGUAACUACAAGGGUGUCACAAAGCAUUUCGAGAAGAAGUCCAAUCCGGAAUGGAAUCUUGUAUUUGCUUUUGCACAGGAGCAGCUCCAGGCUUCACACGUUGAGGUGGUGGUGAAGGAUAAGGAUGUCGUCCUGGAUGAUUUCGCUGGCAGAGUUUCAUUUGAUCUUGUCGAUAUUCCUAGACGUGUUCCGCCUGAUAGCCCCCUGGCGCCACAGUGGUACAAGCUGGAAGAUAAGAAAGGUGAAAAGCUCAAGAAGGGGGAGAUCAUGCUUGCUCUCUGGAAAGGAACUCAGGCCGAUGAGGCGUUUUCUGAUGCCUGGCAUUCUGAUGCAGCAGCCGUUGGCAGCGAGGGUGUUUCCAAAAUCCGAGGGAAGGUGUACCUUUCGCCGAGGCUUUGGUAUCUUAGAGUUAAUGUAAUUCAGUGCCAGGACUUGCUUCCUAGCGAUAAAAGUAGACCACCUGAAGUCUGUGUGAAGGUGGUUCUUGGCAAUCAGGCUUUGAAAACGAAAGUUUCUUCAGUGAAAAGCGUGAAUCCCUCCUGGAAUGAGGACUUAGUUUUUGUAGCUGCGGAACCAUUUGAAGAUCCAUUAGUCAUAACUGUGGAGGAUAGAAUAGCGCCAAACAAAGACGAGAUCUUGGGACGAUGUGUGAUGUUAUUGAACUCGGUCUCGAGGCGGCUGGACAACAAGCCUGUACCGGCUAAGUGGCAUAAUCUUGAGAAACAUCCACUUGUGGAGGGACAGAAGAAGGAGGCUAAAUUUUCAAGCAAGAUUCAUCUCAGGAUCAGCUUGGAUGGUGGUUAUCAUGUAUUGGAUGAGUCCACUUAUUAUAGCAGUGACUACAGACCUAGUUCAAAGCUGCUCUGGAAGUCGAGUAUUGGGCUUCUUGAGCUGGGAAUAAUAAGUUCCACGGGGCUGUCACUGAUGAAAUCGAAAGAUGGCCGGGGAACCACUGAUGCCUAUUGUGUGGCAAAGUACGGUCCCAAAUGGGUACGAACGAGGACCAUCAUUGACAGCGUUUCUCCAAAGUGGAACGAGCAGUAUACCUGGGAAGUAUUUGAUCCUUGUACUGUGAUCACAAUUGGGGUGUUUGACAAUGGCCAUCUACAAGGGGGAGUGGACACCAGCAUUGGAAAGGUAAGAAUCAGGCUAUCGACACUUGAAACUGACCGUGUCUACACACACUCGUAUCCUCUAAUUGCACUGAAACCUUCUGGGGUGAAAAAGAUGGGUGAAGUUCAGUUGGCUGUGAGGUUCUCGUGCACAUCAUAUCUCAAUAUGCUGCAGAAGUACACUCAUCCAUUACUGCCCAAAAUGCAUUACGUUCAUCCGUUAUCUGUGAUUCAGCUCGACGUGUUGAGGUAUCAGGCUAUUCAAAUAGUCUCAGCAAGGCUGGGAAGGGCAGAACCGCCGUUAAAGAAAGAGGCAAUAGAAUACAUGCUCGUCGUUGGUUCCCAUAUCUGGAGUGUAAGAAAGGCUAAAGCCAACUUUGUGAGAAUAAUGAACGUGAUGAGUGGGGUGGUUGCCGUUGCAAAAUGGUUUGAUCAGAUAUGCCAGUGGAAGAAUCCCCUCACAACCAUUCUCAUUCACAUUCUCUUUGUGAUACUAAUCCUCUACCCUGAACUGAUUUUCCCCACUCUAUUCCUCUACCUGUUCUUUAUUGGCAUUUGGAACUACAGAUGGAAACCAAGGCACCCUCCCCACAUGGACAUUCGACUCUCACAUGCUGACGCCGUUGGUCCUGAUGAACUAGAUGAAGAAUUUGAUACGUUCCCAACUUCCAAGUCAUCCGACGUUGUGAGGAUGAGAUACGAUCGGCUGAGAAGUAUAGGGGGACGGAUCCAAACCGUGAUCGGUGACCUGGCCAUGCAGGGGGAGAGGUUUCAGUCUCUUUUGAGCUGGAGAGAUCCAAGAGCAUCAGCUUUGUUCAUCGCCUUCUGCCUGUCUGCUGCCUCUGUGCUAUACAUCACGCCAUUUCAAAUCGUGAUACUGUUGAUGGGGUUGUACGUAUUAAGGCAUCCUAAGCUACGGAGCAAGGUUCCGCCCCCAUCGACUAACUUCUUCAAGAGAUUGCCUGCAAGAUCAGAUCUUAUGCUGUAAGAAGUGCAGCUCUAGUGCUGCUCAUGCAUUGUUUACAUAUCGCAGUUGGUUAUUGAUCAGCAUUUGUAGCAAGAAGGUACUAACUUCCACUCAUAACUCCAUGAGUUUAACUAUGGUAUAUGUGCUUCUGGCAAUUCCAUCUUAAGCGUUUAAAUCAAAUAAUGACAUAGAACAAGAGGUGCGGCUGCAUUUUGAGAGCCUUUGAAUCGACAAAAGUCCAAAUCGUGG